Micropterus dolomieu (smallmouth bass) is the source of this 1004-nucleotide messenger RNA. RefSeq names its product cytokine receptor family member B16 (gene il20rb). Gene Ontology annotation, molecular function: interleukin-20 binding. NCBI's taxonomy places the organism in Eukaryota, Metazoa, Chordata, Actinopteri, Centrarchiformes, Centrarchidae. Bases 1 to 903 code for a protein of 300 amino acids. The record is from RefSeq and is a predicted model, not a curated record. The transcript is spliced from 7 exons.
AUGAUGAUGGUGAUUGUUCUGCUGGACUACACAAACUAUGUUUGGAUGCUGCCGACUCCCAGCGGAGUUUCAAUGGAGUCUGUAGACAUGAUACACGUACUGAAGUGGCGCCCACUGCAGGAGCCCUGCAGCACUAGAGUCCUUUACUCUGUUCAGUUCCAGGGAGAGUUUGAGCUGAAGUUCCUGAACGGCAGCUGGGUGGAUGCUCCUGAGUGCCAGCAGACUCCUCACACUUACUGCGACCUGACCUUUGACCUGGGCUCCGACUCCGACUACAACAUCCGCGUCAGAGGGCAGUGCGGGUCUCAGCUGUCGCCUUGGACCACACUCAGCCGACCUUUCAACCGCAGAGACACGGUCCUGAGGGCACCAGAGAUGGUGGUGUCGGCGGUGGGCGAUGCCCUUCAGGUGUCGUUCGACAAGCUUCCUCUCACUGCUAUCGUCAGGGUGACGGUGUGGGAGAGAGGUGACGAGCAGGAGGCUGAUGUGUACAUGAUGCCAGCAGAGGAGAACAUGCUGCAUAUCGCAGCCCUGCAGGAGGGAGCAGAGUACUGCGUCAGAGCUCAGACCAUCCUGGACACACAUCUCCACAGCAGCAGCUCUGACACCCACUGUGUGUCCAUCACAGGUCCAGACGCCACAUGGAAGAGUCCAACCACUGCGACGGCGACUGUGAUCAUCAUGGCGGGUCUCCUGUUCGCUGUAUUCUGGUUCAUCGCUCACUGCCGUCCAGAAGCCUGUCAAAAGUACUUCCAGAAAGAGCCACUGCCCCGCCCACUGCAACCUGAUUGGGAUAUUCAAAUUCCGAUGUACCCUAAAGAGGCGGAGCUUUAUGAGCAGAUCGGUGUGGUGCCGAGAGUCGACCCCCACGAGCUGAGGAGCUCAAACCUUGAAGAUUCAUGACACAUCUGAAGGGGGUGAGGUGUGUGGUGCAUUCAAAUGUUAUGGGAGAAACUGGAACAAGCAGAAGAAAAAAAAACAACUGGAUGAAACGAUUAAACGAG